AUGAUCCUCGUGGGCUCAAAGCCCGUCUCUAACUUUGAUCAAGAAAGCGAAAUUCCUCGGUCAAUGGCCAUCAACACACACACAAGGGUGAAAGGAGAUAUUUUGGCUACGCCUUCUUCACUUGAUGGAAACAAGAAUCCUUCACUUGAUGAAAACAAAAUAUCAAUAGAUGACAGGAAUGUUUCAAUUUCCCUGGAAGAACCCACCGGCGACAAAAUAUCAAUAGAUGGCAGGAAUGUGUCAAUUUCCCUGGAAGAACCCACCGGCGACCACAAGGAUGAAGAAAAUGGAAGCGAUAAUGAAGAUGAUGAGCUGAGGAGAAGAGUUGAAGAAUUUAUCAACAAGGUCAAUCAAGGAUGGAGGACAGAAUUAUCAAGGCACCAUGUUUAG
Dovyalis caffra is the source of this 390-nucleotide messenger RNA. Lineage: Eukaryota; Viridiplantae; Streptophyta; Magnoliopsida; Malpighiales; Salicaceae. The record is from the annotation of a GenBank genome assembly.